Molecule: messenger RNA, 1825 nt
Organism: Acanthisitta chloris (rifleman)
Lineage: Eukaryota; Metazoa; Chordata; Aves; Passeriformes; Acanthisittidae
Gene: TCAIM
Product: T cell activation inhibitor, mitochondrial
Exons: 10
Coding region: 49-1518 (489 amino acids)
Cellular component (GO): mitochondrion
Source: RefSeq, a predicted model, not a curated record
GUGAGUUAGUGGAUGGCUGAAGUUUGGCUUGACCACUGAGUUGCUGAAAUGUUUUGCUGCCUGAGAACCGUGAAAAGGUUAUGUCUGGACAAGAUCUUGCUAAAAUGUGUUCUUCAGUCAAGAACUUUGUCAGGAGCUGAUGCCAUCAAUGCCCUCAGACCUUUCUAUUUUGCUGUACAUCCAGAUUUCUUUGGCCAGCAUCCCAAAGAGAGGGAAGUAAAUGAAAACUCUCUGAAGAGGUUAAAUGGCUACUUGGAAAACCUACAGAAACCAGGAUUUCGUUCCUUUAAGCCAACUCAGCUUACUUUUUAUGUAAGAGAAAGAGAACCAAACUCUUCUAAUGUUCAAGAAUCCUUCAGUGCUUCAGGGUUUCGAGCAGUCAGUUUUACACUACACACCAGGGAUCUCCUGAGCACAGUGUUAGAUAUUCUCAACUCCUGCAGUUUAUCGACGGAGCAUAUUCAGAGUUUGAAUGUGAACUCUCAGUCCCAGAAGGAAGCAAAAAGCACAGUGAACAGACCUAUCAAAUGGGAUAAGACUUACUAUUCAUUUACUGGAUUCAAGGAUCCUGAGGAGGAGCUAGAACAAGCCCAGAGAGUGGAAACAACUUUAAUAUCGUGGCUGGAUGAUAAUGAAGCAAGUGCAGUAAAAAAGCUGAAAAAAAGUUUGCCACUUAGAAAAGAACUAGAACGUUUAAAAUUUGAACUUUCUCAUGAACUCCAGCUCUCAGAUAUCAGGUGGCAGAGGAGCUGGGGUAUUGCUCACCGCUGCAGCCAGCUGCACAGCCUGGGUCGCUUAGUCCAACAGCGACCUGAAGUAUUAAAGAAUGUUAAAGGACGCACGGUGGUAUUUACAGACCGCUCGGGUAUGAGUGCGGCAGGUCACAUCAUGCUGGGGACCAUGGAUGUUCACCAUCACUGGACCAAAAUUUUCGAGAGAUUGCCAAAUUAUUAUAAGCUUCAGAAAAGGCUACUAUUCUUGGAAGAUCGGAUAAGCCAACUUCUGGGAGGCAUACAAGUGAUAUAUAUUGAAGAACUGCAACCUCUGUUGACUCUGGAAGAGUACUACGAGACUCUGAACUCCUUCUAUAAUAAACUCCGUGACAGUAGACUGCCUUUUCAUCCUCGCAGUCUGCGAGGCUUGCAAAUGAUUCUGGAAAGUGACAGAUAUGCACCAAGCUUACAUGAAUUUGGACACUUUACAAUCCCAACGGUCUGUGAUCCAGCAACCCUUCAAUGGUUUAUUUUUGCCAAAGCACAGGAAGCAAGAGAGAAUCUGAAAAGAAAGGAGGAGAUGUUGAUUACAGAAAAAGAGCUAAUUGAUACCUCCACUGAGAAAUUUUCUUUGGAUCGUCUGUAUAAGGAACCAGGAGUUUCCAGUGCACAGAUGAUAGAUUGCUGUAAGCGGCUGCUGGAAGAAUCCUUGCCCUACCUACAAGGCAUGCACCUUUGCAUUUCACAUUUCUACUCUGUGCUGCAGGAUGGAGACCUGUGUAUACCUUGGAACUGGAAAAACUGAGGGAUGUAUCUGAUAAUCAGAUGAAUUGUUUAUUUUCUGUAAGAGGCUAUAAAUAUGAAUGUUUUUAAGAGUAAAUUAUUUAAAUCUGUAUUUUGAUAUCAGUAUUCAACCCACAAAUCUUCUUCCAGCUGCUGCUCAAGAAGGAUUAAGUCCUAGACAAUUUGCACAAUGCUCAGUAUUGGUAGUUCUGGGAAAUACAUGUGUACAUUAUCCAUGCUACUGUAGGAGUCCCAGUGUAUGGUAGCAGUUGUAAACCUCAUUUUUGUAGUGAAUUAUGAAAAUACAUUAAAUUGCAAGUCUGCAAAAA